Messenger RNA from Stomoxys calcitrans (stable fly), 696 nucleotides. RefSeq lists its product as uncharacterized. The transcript has 2 exons. The record is from RefSeq and is a predicted model, not a curated record. The coding region runs from base 19 to 654 and encodes 211 amino acids. Lineage: Eukaryota; Metazoa; Arthropoda; Insecta; Diptera; Muscidae.
CUAAAAACAGAGCUCGUCAUGAAAUUCACACUUUUUGCCUUAUUGGCUGUACUGUGCCUGGUAUCUGUGAGAGCCAAUGUUGAAAUAACCGCUCCCAUCGAAGAGGUCGAUUUUGAAUAUAUUGCCAAAAAUGUGGCCGAAGAUGUUGUCGAUAUUGAUACUCAGGUUUCAUGGUUCGGAAUUUACUUUGUCAUCCACAAGGCCUUAACCACAUUGAAGGGUGUCAACUGCACCAUCAAAGAGGUUUAUGCCAUUAAAGCUGCUGCUCAAAACUUCGUCGCUGACGUUCAAGCCUGUGGCGGUGAGGUGUCCAAGAAACUUCAACAACUGAUUGAUACCUGCAAUGACAUUAUAUCGACCUCUAAUGACAUCAUUCAUUUGAAUGAAAAUAUCUGUGGCAAUUCUGCGGAUCAGGAUACAUCAGCAGUCUCUCCUCAAAAGACUACAACCCCAUGGAAGUGCUUCUGGAAGCUGUUGUCCAAAACAUUGCAAUUGAAGGGUCAAGUAAAGAAAGCCAUUCGCUUGAUUAGGCAAAUACCUUCGGUGCCUGGAGAUGCUGGUACCUGUGUGAAUAAUGCCCUGGAUACUCUAAGUAGUGCUUUCAAUCAGUUUCCAUCGAAUGUAAAAACUUGCUCGAAAUUGACCAAGAAUUAAAGACCGGGUUGAAAUCCAUUUAUUAUCAUCUGAUCAUUUAUA